AUGUCCAUAAUUGAAGACGGGUUCCAGGUAUUCACAAGCCUCACACACUCUAUAGUGCCCGCACAUCAGUCACAAGCACAAGCCAAUGAGUCAGAUACUGAGAAAACAUUAGCAACCAUCAGUGGAAAUUACCAAAUCAACAACGAUGGGGAACCAGUAGCAACUGCAAUCCUAGAAACAGCCAGGGCCACCCCUAAGAACGCUAGAAUGGAACUAUCCAUUAAAGCAUCGAAAAUAAUCAAACUUUUAACCAAAGACGCACCGAGACUAGAACAACUGGGCUGGAUCCAAGCCCCCAACACCAAACUCAUCAUAGCAAUUAUGGCAGAACUCCGCGAGAGAAGCACUGCCACAACCUUACAAGUGUGGGGAACAAAUACACCUACACACAAUAUGGAUGAAACUGAAAAUCUAAUAAGUAGGAGCAUAGAAAACCCUAAAACGUACAACAUACACACCAAGGUGAAAGACAAAUUCAACACCUCCGGACUACUAAUGUCACGAGGCACACAGAGCCUAUUCUACAAAGGAAUCUGCAGAAUCAAUAAAGGAUACCACAAGAGACGCCUCACUCGAAUGGCCCUAGCCAUGACACAUCACGCUGUAAGAGAGAUAAGCCUGGAAACACCCUCAGAAGCACAAAUCUGGAAAUCAAUAAGGAAUAAGGACAUACCCAAAGGUAUCCGUGGAUUCCUAUGGAAGAAUCUCCACGGAGCGUACCGCCUAGGCGAAUUCUGGCAGAACAUACCAAACUACGAACACAGAGGGACAUGUAGACUGUGUGGAGGCAUUGAAUCAAUGGAACAUAUCCUAGUAGAAUGCGAAGACUCACCUGCGAGGAAGCUAAUCUGGAAGCUAGCAGAAAAACUCUGGUGUCGGCGCAAGGACACAUGGCCCAAUAUAAGAUUUGGAACGAUUCUAGGCUGCAAUUUAGCACAUUUCAUGGACACCAAAAAGAAAAGAUUAGAAGGAAAAUCUAGACUAUUCUCAAUCCUGACUUACGAAUCAACCCAUCUAAUCUGGAAACUAAGAUGGAUCUCCACAAUUAAUAGAAGACUCAAAUAUGACAAAUUACUAACCAACGCCUCGAGACACGGAAAAAAGGCGCUAAGGGAAUCCUUGGUACUCCGUACCUGGAGUGGGGUCCUACUGGAUGAAGACGAUUUACCGGAUAACUGGAUCUGGACAGCAGGGGUUUUAGUGGGUAUCUUGCCUCAGCGCUUCUCGGAGCAUAACGGGUAG
Molecule: messenger RNA, 1242 nt
Organism: Suillus plorans
Lineage: Eukaryota; Fungi; Basidiomycota; Agaricomycetes; Boletales; Suillaceae
Exons: 3
Coding region: 1-1242 (413 amino acids)
Source: RefSeq, a predicted model, not a curated record